AGGGUAAGUUCAGCUGUGACCGGUGUCCGUCAGGCAAGGUCUCACCUCAGACUGCCACAGUCUUUUGCUCUUAACUACUGCCAUUCCUCAAGUUCUCGAGCCACAGAGUCUAUCUUCUCCUUUGGGUGCCCUCUACAUUCUGCAAACCGUCGAAAUCCAUGGCACCCGGAACACGUUCUUCCUCUCGUCAACCUUUACAAGCCAACAGGUCCCAUACCAACCUACAUAUAGAUCAGGAAGUAAUCAUCCUUUCCUCUGACGACGAGGCUGCAAGCGUUCCGAGGAAACGCAUACGACCCAAUUCGAAACAAGCCGCAAGGUCGAAAGGGCGCACGCCGAUGGCCAUACCACACGAUGUCGUAGAGAUAUCUUCCGACGAUGAUACGCCACCGGUUGCUUCAUGCAGCAGUGUCACGGCUUUGCAACUGCAGAUAAAGGCUCUACAAGAGGAGAAUGAACGUCUGAGAAAACAAACAGCUCAGGUAAUGCCGAUUGUAUCGCCGGAGAUGGUCCAAGCAGCAGAAUCACAGAAGAGGCUGCUGACAGCGUUGGACGACCAAUUAAGCUGUGAAAUCUGCACCCUUCGAAUGUGGACACCUUAUACCCUUGGUUGUGGUCACACCUUCUGUCAAUCAUGUCUUCAAGAUUGGUUCGGUACCACGCUUGCAAAACACAUGACCGAGCAUCCCGAAUACAACGCUAAUCCCCCACAAGUUCAGCAAUAUCACUUCAUCCUCCGACAGGGACGAAUAGGUACUCAGCAACGUCGGCAUCUUGAGGAUCUCAUUGAGCGGACGUUGCGCUCCAUAAAUCAUCCUAAAUAUACGUGCCCGACAUGCCGCGUUGCAGUUAAGGACAGGCCUACCGAGGUAUAUUCGUUGAAGCAGGUCGUACGGACGAUCGCAGACACGAUGGGUGAGACAAGUCCUAAGAAGACGCACCCUCCGCGAGGCGCGAGGGAUACAGGCGGCCCUUGGGAUGGAUUCUUCCCCGUGCUUAAACUGUAACGUUUUCUUUAUUUCUAUCCUUUGGGUCCUGUAUGUUGUAUUCUUGUCAUCGCGCAUAUCGCAUAGGUUAUUGUCAGACCUUCGCACGUUAUCCUUAUAGUUCAGCUAUGAUAAACUCUCUCAUCUCACUAUCAUGGACUCUAGCAUUCGGCCAUCAUCAUACGAAUGAAAGUCCCCCUUUUCAGC
Molecule: messenger RNA, 1193 nt
Organism: Somion occarium
Lineage: Eukaryota; Fungi; Basidiomycota; Agaricomycetes; Polyporales; Cerrenaceae
Source: the annotation of a GenBank genome assembly